ACGUCACGGGGAAUUUCCAGCAAGGAAGUCAACUUUCUAUACAAACACAUAGAUUGUGGCACAAACUGCUUAUCAAUGAAACUGAAUCGUCCUUAUCUACCGACAUUUCUCCGCUUUUUUAUUCGUAAAUUCUCUGGUUUUCUUUGGUAAACAAGUCGUCUUGUAGUAUUUCAUGAGAAAAGCAGCGCGUGAGAGAGAGAUAGAGAGAGUUUUGUCUCUAUCGACAACACGUUUAGAUCUUUAACAUGGCGCAGUAAAUACAUUUUUAUAAACACUUUUAGGACGAACAGGAUAACAAUUCAUGUUCUUUCUGCAUUUGGACUGUUAUUUGUAAAGGAACCAUGAAUGAAGAGGACACGUAUCUUCCAGGGCACCAGGAGUUCUUUGACUUUGAUCCACACUGGAUUCCAGUGGACCCAGGAUAUCCCGCUGUGCCGACAUCGAACCCACAUCGUAUGGAAGGACCUUGUCUCCAAAUUACAGAACAACCCAAACAGCGGGGCUUCAGGUUUCGUUACGGCUGCGAGGGCCCGUCUCACGGUGGACUCCCAGGAGCCUGCAGUGAGAAGAACAGGAAGACGUAUCCUCAGGUCAAGAUCUGUCAUUAUCAGGGUCCAGCACGAAUUGUGGUCCAGCUAGUGACCAACAGCAAACAGCCGCACCUGCAUGCGCACAGCCUUGUGGGAAAACAAUGUGACAAGGGCAUCUGUGUUGCUGAACUCCAGCCCAAAGACUCUUCCAUCAGUUUCCCUAACCUGGGUAUCCUCCAUGUGACUAAGAAGAACGUGAGUAAGACUCUGGAGGAGAGGAUGAGUGAAGCCUACAGGCUCGGUUACAACUACGGUGUGGUCAUCCAUCCGGAUAUCGACUCUUUCCAAGGAGAGACACGCCUUCCCAGAGAGCUCACAGAUCACCAGAGGAAUCUGAUCUGCAAUGCCGCAGCUAACCAGGCAAAAGACAUGGACCUGAGUGUAGUGAGGCUCAUGUUCACUGCAUUUCUGCCCGACAGCGAGGGCGGCUUCACACGCAGACUCGAACCAGUCAUAUCCGAGCCCAUCUACGACAGUAAAGCCCCGAACGCCUCGAACCUGAAGAUCGUGCGGAUGGACCGUACUGCGGGGUGUGUGACGGGUGGAGAAGAAGUAUACCUGCUCUGUGACAAAGUUCAGAAAGAUGAUAUCCAGGUGCGCUUUUACGAGGAUGACGAGACAGGAAUCGUCUGGGAGGCAUUCGGGGAUUUCUCUCCCACCGACGUGCACAGACAGUUUGCCAUCGUGUUUAAGACGCCGAAGUACCGCGACCAGAACCUGCAGAAACCCAUCUCUGUGUUCGUGCAGCUCAAGAGGAAGUCUGACAACGAGACGAGCGAGCCCAAACCGUUCACCUAUCACCCACAGAUCAUAGAUAAGGAAGAAGUACAGAGGAAGAGACAAAAGACGCUGCCCAAUUUCCCAGAUUACAGUGGAGGGGGUGGAGUCGGGGGCAUGUAUAGAGGCCCAGGAGGCGGGGCUACGUCAGGGGGCAGCCAUGGCGGAGGUGGUGGAGGAGGAGGGGGUGGAGGUGGAGGUCAUUAUUACCAGGGUUAUUAUAACAACUUCAACUCCGGCUAUGGCUUUCCACCAGCCAUGGGUGGAGGAGGGAGCGGAAUUAAGCACUUCAAUCACGGUCCGGUGGAAGACACGGACGAAGAGAGCGACGGCGAUGUGGACGACGAUCCGGGCACAGGCGGAGUGUGUGUCCAGCCUAUAUUUCUAGCGUCGGAGGAGAUGAGUGAAGAGAGCGAAGGUUUGGAGGAGUCUGAUGUGUGUGAGACAGAAACCACUGACUGUGUGUUUGAGCCACGGUUAGCCGAGCUAGCACAGAGACAUGCUGGGGCUUUGUUCGACUACGCCAUAAGCGGUGACAUUCGCAGGCUGCUGGUUCCACAGCGCCCUCUGAUGACUGCUCAGGAUGAGAACGGAGACACGGGACUCCACUUGAGUGUGAUCCAUAGUCAGACAGACGCAGUGAAGAACCUAGUGGAGGUGAUAGUGGCGAUUCUCGGAGAGGAUGUGAUGAACAUGAGGAACGACCUCUAUCAGACUCCAUUGCACCUGGCCGUAUUGACCGAGCAGAAGGAAGCAGCCGAGGCGUUAAUGGAGGCAGGAAGUGAUAUCACUCUGACCGAUCGCCACGGCAACACGGUGCUCCACCUGGCCGCCCAGCAGAAGGACGGAGAGAUGAUCCAAAUGCUGCUGAGACACCAAGAUGCGCUGGAGUUAAGCAACACACACAACACAGCAGGUCUGUGUCCUCUGCAUAUAGCCGUCUUGGCUAACAGUUUGAGCAGUGUGAGGGCUCUGCUGGAGGCCGGGGCUAAUGUGGAGGUUCAGGAGCGGACAUGCGGUCGCACGCCGCUUCACCUCGCUACCGAACACGACAACGUCUCACUCGCCGGAUGCCUGCUGCUUGAGGGUGACGCUGAAGUAGACAGUCUGACAUAUAACGGCUCCACACCUCUUCACAUCGCGGCAGGGCGGGGCUCUUUCAAACUGAGCGCACUGCUCAUCGCCGCAGGUGCAGAUCCUCAUAAAGAGAACUUCGAGCCGCUGUACUUCAGAGAUGAGGAGUGCUGCAGGGAAGACAAAGACGAGGUGGACGAGGGCUACAUCCCAGGGACGACCCCACUUAACAUGGCUGCUUCAUCAGAGGUGCGGGAAAUCCUGAACGGUAAACCGUACCAGCCCAGCACGGUCAUCAUCCCACCACAAGGAGACAUGCAGAGUCUGGGCGCAGAGACUAAGCAGGCGCUGUGCAGAUGUCUGGAGGAGUCCGCAGGCGGCUGGGAGAGUCUGGCACACACACUCAGACUGGGCAUCCUCAUCAAUGCCUUCCGCCUCAGCCCACGGCCUGCCUGCACACUGCUGGACAGCUAUGAGGUCUCAGGCGGGACAGUGCGCGAGCUCUUAGCAGGUCUGAAGAGUAUCGGGAACAGCGGUGCCGUCAGCAUAAUGCAGGAGCGCAUUGUGUUUGAGAAAUCCGAUAACACACAGAACGAAAAUCUGACCACAGUAGGCCAUUGUGUCUCUGUAGACCUGCAGGAUCUAAAAUUAUCUGCGUCAGACGACGGCUAUGUGUGCGACAGCGGUGUGGAGACGUCCUUCCAGUAACCGAGCCUCAACAUGACUGACUCGCUGACCUCUGACUGGAGCCCCCCAACUUGAACUUUGAGCUCACAACCGUCAAAGCCGCUCGGAUAUGGGACUCCCCUUUGGUCUCUGCGAUUAGCUGCUUUCGAGCCACAUCCACACGCAGGACCAUUGGCUAAGCAGCGUUUGGAGUGUUGUGAUGGCGAGACACACUUGGUUGAAAAAUUUCAGUCGUACAAGAUUUUUAUUUAAGUACUUGUUUUUUUUUUAAACUCCGUACAGUUUUGUUUUUGAUUUUAUUAAGACACAGACAGAGUUAAACGACGUCUUGUUUAUUUUUUGACAGAUAUCAAGCCAGAAGAAUUGUACAACCAUAUACGACUAUGCUAUGUAUUUGUGUGAGAGUGGUAUUAUUAGCAUCAUCAGGAGUUUAAAUAUUCAGGGUUUAUACUAUAUAAUUAAUGUUCCUUAUUUUAUUUUUUUUGUAAAGUGAAUCCUGUCUCAGGAAACGCUGCACUCCUUUUAGCUCUGUCUGCUUCAUGUAGUCAGUUUCAUCCCAAAGCCUGGUGUCUUGCUCACACAUGAAUAUUGGCGUUUACUGUUUACUCAACAACCCCCCCACCCCCCGGAGCCUCUGGACCAAUAGGUUUUUUAGUAUACUGAAGAAAAACAAAAUGAAGCUUUUAAGAACAAUUUGACAGCACUGGCGUUUUGUUUAACAUUAUUUUUCUUACCAUUUUGUCUAAGCUUUUCAUCUACUGUUGCAUUGCACAGGUGUUUAUAGGUACUGUGUUGAUUUUGUUGUUGUUAUUGUCGUGUUUGUGGUGCUACAGUCGGAAACGAUGACGAGUACUGAAUGAAAUAGCAUUUUUCGGCUUUUUCAAGAUUGCUUUUAUUUUAUAAGCUGUCAGAUGGCUAGAUCCUAGCAAACCAAAGUCUCAAAUCAAAAAGGGAAAGAUUUGCCAAAAAUAUACAGAAUUACCUUCCAACGCAAUCUGUACAAGAUCAGCCAGGAUAUUUUUUAGUUAUUUAAAGAUUGCUUCUUUAGUUUUCCCAAUGUAACUAACAAGUAAAGAAAGCUUAUAGUAUUCUAUAAGUGUGUAUUCAUUCAUCUUCAGUAAGCGUUUCAUUCUGGUUAGGAUUGCGUUGGAUCCUGGGCAUGUCCCGGGAAUGCUGGGUGCAAGGCGGGAAAUACACCCUGUGUUGAACACGGGUCUAUCACAGGGUUCACAUACACGGGUAAUUUAGUAUAGCCAGUUCACCUGUUUCUGGGAGGUUUGAAGAAACCAAAGAACUCACAUGGACACAAAGAGAACAUAUGAAGCCCCACACAGCGAGUAAGCUGAGCUGUGAGAUGGCAAUGUUACCCAUCUCCACUUUAUAGUAUUGUGCAAAGUUGAUUCUACAUUGUUGCGUAAUCACUCUGAAGCUGGUUCGGAGUGGUAAAGUAAUGGCUAAUUUCUGAAUUUGUUAUAAUAGGAAAAUUGUGUAACGUUUUAUUCCUGCUUUUUCAGACCGUUCUCAUCUGAUGAUGAAACUGGAUCUCAUCAGAUGAGAUGUAAUCACAUGCAUGUGUGCUUUCCUCAUGAAAAAAAAAAAUACAAAGUCUAAUGGAUUUGACUUACUCGACUGUUAAUCCUCUGCUGAAAUACUUGUAUGAUGAAUGUAUUAAUAAUAAUUAGGCAUGUUUCAUGUGAUGGAUUCACAGCCAGUGUGUGAUGAUCUUUGCACUGUGAGGGUUUUAAAGAAAUGGAGUCUGUUUCAAACUAAAGAAAUGUGUACCAGAGACACCCCCCAUCCAGUGCUUGCAGUUCCGAGUAAACAAUAUGAAGACAUAUCAGUAUAAAGAUAUUACAGAAACAAAACACAACUGCGCACAAAAAUCUUUGCUACGCAUUAUCUUGCAUACAAGCUCAUAAACUGAUCCAAAAUAGUUUUCUUUGCUUCUCUGGAUAACUGGAUAGACAUAUGAAGCUCUAUGCCCUUUUUGUAUCUUUUCAGUGACGUUCUCAUUAUUUAGAGCUUCUUUAUAUAAUUGCUGUUGCCUUGAAAUUCUCAUACCAGCUCCACUCCCCUAGUGCUAUAUAUAUUGUUAUAUAGUGAGGAAAACCAAAGUUUGUUCUUGCUUAGCAGUGAAACUGUAUUUAUAUCUGCCUUUAAAAUGGGUUUUUAUUGACAUACUUUUAUAAUAAAACUUUUAAUUACACUCUG
Ictalurus punctatus (channel catfish) is the source of this 5339-nucleotide messenger RNA. It is a transcript of the gene nfkb1, whose product is annotated as nuclear factor of kappa light polypeptide gene enhancer in B-cells 1. Bases 342 to 3149 code for a protein of 935 amino acids. Gene Ontology annotation, molecular function: DNA-binding transcription factor activity, RNA polymerase II-specific; protein binding; RNA polymerase II cis-regulatory region sequence-specific DNA binding. Gene Ontology annotation, biological process: response to cytokine; innate immune response; cellular response to stress. The record is from RefSeq and is a predicted model, not a curated record. Gene Ontology annotation, cellular component: cytoplasm. NCBI's taxonomy places the organism in Eukaryota, Metazoa, Chordata, Actinopteri, Siluriformes, Ictaluridae. The transcript is spliced from 24 exons.